UCCAUCAACAAGAAAGCGUGCAUUUCAAAGGCAACUUCAUCGAAAUAUAUCAUGUCUUAUCAGUCGGAAAGAGACAAUCUUAUGUCGGAUAGCGUUGAGAAAUUUAAAGAAAUUGCACGGCAGAUUGAGAACGAAGAACAUGGCCGUGGAGAUGACCGGGAAACGAGCAAUGAAAGAGAGUUUCAUCGUAGUAAUUUUGAGAGGGAACGCAAUUUGGAUUCCUCUCACUCGCAUCGUUAUCAACCUUACAGCACUUCGAAAUCUGAUCGUGAAUCGAGAUUAAACAAACGAGAGAAUCGCGUUUACGUGUAUAACUUACCCUUUUCUUUAAAAUGGCAAGACCUCAAAGAUCACAUGAAGAAAGUUGGCGAUGUUGUUUUUGCUGAAAUUAUGGAGGAUUCUUCAGGACGGUCCAAGGGCUGUGGUGUUGUUGAGUUUACAUCAUCAGAAGAUGCGCAGAGGGCAAUACGAGAGUUGAAUGAUACUAAUCUUGGAGGACGACUGAUGAAAAUACGAGAGGAUCACCAAGAUCGAGACGAGCGACCACGAAGACCUCGUGAGAGAAGCAGUCGUGAUAGAGACAGCAGUAGUUCAUCUGGUAACCUUGGCAGUGUUGCAGGAUUGAGCAUGCUGGGUCUCGGGCAACUUGGUCUUCUACAACAAAUGAGUUCCAAAUCGGACGCCGCUUCCUGUUCUGUGUUUGUCAGCAAUCUUGAUUACAGAGUAACAUGGGCAAAGUUAAAAGAUACAUUCAAGGCUGCAGGAAGAGUUGUACGAGCUGAUGUUGCAGAAGAUAAUGACAAGAAGUCAAAAGGUCAUGGCACUGUGCAGUUCGAGACACCUUUAGAAGCAAUUAAUGCUGUCUUUAUCAUGAAUGGUAAAUCCAUUUACGACAGGUCAAUGAAUGUUCGACUGGACCGUGAGUCGCCAUUCUUUAGCCUGUUUGGUGGUCAUGAUGGUGGGAAAAGCACUUCAAGUUUGUCAGCUGCAGCUGGCCUGCAAUCAAACAUGCCUAGCUUGUCCAGUUUGACAAGUUUAGCAGGUUUGAGCAAUAUGGGUGGCCUAGGUGGGGGAAUCAAUCCUUUGGCUUUGCUUCAACUUCAGAACUUGCAAAGUCAGAUGAACAAUAUGUCUGGAUUGGGUAGCAUGGCAGGUCUAGGUAACAUGGCUGGCCUCAGUGGCUUGGCAGGCUUCGGUUCGGCAGGGAUGAAUCUUGGCACUGGGUCGGGCACCAGUUCUCUGCAAAGUUCACAGGCUGAUACUUCAUCGUUGAGUUCAGCAGCUUUUCCAAAUGCCAGUUCAAUGAACACUGCUAAUGGUAACAUGGUUGGUGGAGCUAGUAACCCCUACGCUCUCUGGAUGCAACAGUUGUAUGGUAUGCAAGGUUAUGGUGGCUUUCAGGGCUCGUUUGCAGGAACCGAUACACAACAGCAACAAAACAAGGGUGAUCCAGCAAAGCAAGUGUUUGUGCGCAAUCUUCCUUGGAAAGUGACCUGGCAAGAUUUAAAAGACAAGUUCAGAGAAGCAGGUCGUGUUGUUCGGGCAGAUGUUUUAAUGGAUGACAGCAAGAGAUCCAAGGGUUGUGGAACCGUUUUGUUUGAGUCCGAAGAAGAAGCUGCUCGUGCAGUCUCCUCUUUCAAUGGUACGAUGAUGGACGGGCGUGAAAUUGAGGUCAGAAUGGACCGCGGGUGACCACAGGCUGAGUAUUCAGGCAUUCAAGAAGAAAUGUAGAAAACAUUUUGUUUCAUUGUCUUUCCUCUUAAAGUUCCCGAGAAUGGUUCGAGAGUAAAGGCCAUGUUACACGGUGCAAUUUUUCUUGCAACUUUCAAUGCAACCCUAUUUUUAAGAGAUGUAAUUUAGUGC
Dendronephthya gigantea is the source of this 1863-nucleotide messenger RNA. Its product is annotated as myelin expression factor 2-like. Gene Ontology annotation, cellular component: ribonucleoprotein complex; nucleus; cytoplasm. Gene Ontology annotation, molecular function: mRNA binding. The transcript is spliced from 12 exons. The record is from RefSeq and is a predicted model, not a curated record. Lineage: Eukaryota; Metazoa; Cnidaria; Anthozoa; Malacalcyonacea; Nephtheidae. Bases 52 to 1692 code for a protein of 546 amino acids.